Molecule: messenger RNA, 1656 nt
Organism: Papaver somniferum (opium poppy)
Lineage: Eukaryota; Viridiplantae; Streptophyta; Magnoliopsida; Ranunculales; Papaveraceae
Product: protein FAR1-RELATED SEQUENCE 5-like
Exons: 1
Coding region: 1-1656 (551 amino acids)
Biological process (GO): regulation of DNA-templated transcription
Molecular function (GO): zinc ion binding
Source: RefSeq, a predicted model, not a curated record
AUGCCAGAAUCAGCAAAGGAUUUGACGGAGGCAUUCAAUAGAGACAAUCUUCGAAUAGCAAAAGUACCUUCGGUAUUUGGGGGUUCGACUAUAGGUUUCGAUAAAAGAGAUUGCUAUAAUCAUUUGCAUUCAGUAAGGAGGCAUGAGUUGGAAAACGGGGAUGCACAAUCAGUUCUCGAUUAUUUUCAAAGAAAGCAGGGGGAAUAUCCUCAGUUCUUUUAUGCCCUACAAGUUGAUGAUGAUGGGAGAGCAGUUAAAUUUUUUUGGGUUGAUGCAAGAUCACGUAUGGCUUAUGAGGAUUUCGGCGACGUCGUUACAUUUGACACAACAUAUAGGACAAACAAAUAUCAGAUGCCUUUUACACCUUUUACUGGGGUUAAUCACCACUAUGGCUCGAUACAGUUUGGAUCUGCAUUUCUGCAAGAUGAGAGUGAACCUACUUUUGUUUGGUUGUUUGAGAAAUGGAUUGAGGCAAUGGGUGGACGCCAUCCUAAAUCAAUAAUUACAGAUCAAGAUGGUGCUAUGUGUUUAGCCGUAAGAAAAGUUUUUCCUAACACGCGUCACCGUUUGUGCCUUUGGCACAUAAAGAAAAAAUUUGGGGAAAAGCUUUCACACAUAUAUUUCUCGAAAUCAAAGUUCAAGUGUGCUUUGAAAAUAUGCAUCCACUGGACAUACAACAUAGUUGAUUUUGAACAAAGGUGGACCUCUUUAAUCAAAGAAUUUCAUCUCGAAGAUAACGAUUGGCUUAGAACUUUGUAUGAGAUACGCGAGGAUUGGAUACCUGUAUACCACCGUGAUACCUUUUAUGCUGGAAUGAAUACAACAAGUCGUAGUGAAGGAGCGAAUGCUUUAUUUAAUGAUUUUUUCUCGCCAAAAACCAAUCUGAGGGAGUUUGUUAUCAGGUAUGAUCAGGCAUUAACUAAGAUAGUGGAAACUGAAAUUUCAGAAGAUUAUAUAUCGGAGCACAAGGAUCGUCUUAUCAACGAGAAUAAUAUAAUUUUGAAGCAUGCUGCAACGAUUUAUACUCGUAACAUUUUUGAUAAGUUUCGUGCGCAGUUUGUGGAUUCUAUAUGCUUUAGGUCUGAAGAGAUAGAAGGUGAUGGGAUUUUCAAAAUGUAUUUAGUUAGAGCUAACGAAGGACCUACAAUAUUUACUGUGAAGUUGAAGUUGGAUCCGUUGGAAGCAUAUUGUACUUUUCAGUAUUUUGAGUUUAUGGGAUUACCUUGCAAACAUGUUUUGCGAGUUUUUAAUAGACUUGAGAUUGAUGAGAUUUCAUCGCAUUUCAUUCUAAAGCGUUGGUUGAAAGGUGAAAAUUUGUUUAGAGUGAUGGAUGAAACUACCACAUGGGAUAAAUAUGGGUGUGCUGAAGCACUUAGGCUCACACAUUUAUGUCGACUAUCAACAAAAGUGUGGUCUGAUGCUUCGAAAUGUGAUGAUCUGUACAAAAUGGAACUUGAAGGGAUAGAAGUAAUUGCUACACAAUUGGCGCAAGAAUUACGUAAAAGAGAACAGAAUAUUGUCGACGUCGUUGAUCAAGACGAAACUUCAAAUAUUCAAGAACAAAGCGACAAAGUUCAAGUUCAGGAUCCACACAUAUCAAAGACCAAAGGUAGGCCGCCAAAAAAAAAGGUAAUGUCAGUAACACUGGUCGAAUAA